UCUCCUGGAAAUGCAGCAAAUGUUGGUUCUUGUAUCCCUGGGAUUGCUGGCCAGUGUGGCGGCCAAGCCAGCACUGUUUCCUUCGGCAUCUCCUUUCGGACUCUACCCAGGAUUAGCUGCACCUUUUGCAGCCGCCUAUGCUGCUGCUCCCUUUGCUGGUGCUCCCUUGGUCAAUCCUCAGAGUGCCCCCUUGGGUGGAUCUCCUCUGGCCGUGUCCAGCAGCCAGCGCUUGGACUACUUUAACCAGUUUAAUGCCGCCUUUGCCCCGACUGCUCCUGCCCGCAUCCUGGCCACUGCUCCAUUUCCUGCCACUGGCGCCCGACUCGUUCAGCCAAAUCGUUUCAUUGCCUCUGCAGUGGCGGCACCAUUUUUCUUUUAA
Molecule: messenger RNA, 379 nt
Organism: Drosophila erecta
Lineage: Eukaryota; Metazoa; Arthropoda; Insecta; Diptera; Drosophilidae
Exons: 2
Coding region: 11-379 (122 amino acids)
Source: RefSeq, a predicted model, not a curated record